Messenger RNA from Pteronotus mesoamericanus, 832 nucleotides. It is a transcript of the gene PDZK1IP1, whose product is annotated as PDZK1 interacting protein 1. NCBI's taxonomy places the organism in Eukaryota, Metazoa, Chordata, Mammalia, Chiroptera, Mormoopidae. The coding region runs from base 203 to 547 and encodes 114 amino acids. The transcript is spliced from 5 exons. The record is from RefSeq and is a predicted model, not a curated record.
CAUUAUCUGUGUCACUUCUUUUCCCCAAGCCCAGCCCCACAGCCAGGAAAGGGGAGCUGAUGUAAAAACUCUGGGAAGGCCUGGGGCUUGCAGGGCCAGACUGAGCUCCAGCUGAUCUCAGCGCACACCAACAGACCCCACAGCUGCUCUAGGAGCCCAGACACCAGCAGCCAGAGAGAAGACCCAGGAGCUGCCUGCAGCCAUGUCAGCCCUCAGCCUGGUCAUUCUGGGCCUGCUCACGGCGGUGCCACCUGCCAGCUGUCAACAAGGCCUGGGGAACCUGCAGCCCUGGAUGCAGGGCCUUAUCGCUGUGGCCGUGUUCCUGGUCCUUGUCGCAAUUGCCUUUGCUGUCAACCACUUCUGGUGCCAAGAGGAGCCGGAGCCCCAGAACUCAGUCAUGCCCAUUGGAAACAAGGCAGACGGGAUCCUGGUAGGAAUGGAGGGAAAGUACUCCUCAACGGCGGCCAGCUUCAGGUCUGACGAGCAUGACAACGCCUAUGGGAAUGUCCCUUCAGAGGAGGGCAGGGUCCGGAGCACCCCCAUGUGAUCCCACUUGCCUGUGGCCACCAGCACCAAUCCUGGGCACCUGUAAUCAAUGCCCCUCCUCUGAGCAGGAAUCUACAGUAACAGACGGACUCCUUCAACCCUACCCUGCCUUAAAUUGUCCCAGCCAAUGUCAGAACUCAGACUGUGUCUAGAUUAGGGCUAGCUGUGGCCCUGGGGUCUCCUGGUGGGGGGCGGGUCUCCUGCUCAGUUCAGUUUAGUAGGCUCUUCUGAAGGAGACAGCUUAGUACCUCCCAUCCUGCCUCACAUUUCUUCCCAUCACAGUGAA